AUGCUUUGGAACUUUUACAAUGUCUAUCUAAAGAAAUUUCCGCUAUACCUGAUUUGGAGAUCCCCAAAAAUAGGAGUAGAUCUGGCUCUCUUUAAAGCUAUAGAGCAUGGGAUAAUUGAAAUAGUUACUGAGAUAAUUAGAGUCAAUCCUGCCUUUUUGACCCAACGACUUGAUUUUCAGAAGGGUAUCCUUCAUGCGGCGAUAUGUUUUCGACAAGAGAAAGUUUUCAACCUUAUAUAUGCAGUUGGUAAAUGGAAGGGCUUGAUGAUUAUUGGAUACGAUGAAUACAAAAAUAACAUAUUACAUCUUGCAGCCAUGUUAGCACCUCCGUAUCGACUAGCUCAUUUCUCAGGUGCAGCUUUGCAAAUGCAAAAAGAGCUACAAUGGUAUAAGGAAGUGGAAAGCGUUGUAGACCCUACAUUCAAACUACUAGUCAACGAUUAUGGUGAAAAACCUAGCCAAUUAUUUACCAAUAGCCAUAAGCAGUUGAUGGAAGAAGCAGAGAAAUGGAUAAAGGAGAUUGCAAAUUCUUGUACUGUUGUUGGUGCUCUUAUCAUUACAAUUAUGUUUACUGUUGCAUUUACUGUUCCUGGAGGUAACAUUCAAGAUAAUGGCUAUCCAAUAUUUUUACAUGAAAAGGCAUUCAAGGUAUUCAUAACAGCUGAUGCAGUUUCUCUAUUUGCGGCCUCUACUUCAGUAUUAAAAUUCUUAGGAGUCUUGACUUCACGUUAUGCAGAAGAAGAUUUCCUCGAGUCGUUGCCUAGAAAGUUAAUCAUUGGUCUUUCCACCCUUUUCUUCUCUAUUGCAGCCAUGAUGAUAGCCUUUUGUGCUACUCUUAUAAUAAUGCUUGAUGGAGAUUUGGGACUUAUCAUUCCUACUGUUUUGAUGGCUAGUGUUCCAGUUGCAGUUUUCAUAUUUUUGCAAUUUCCUCUCCUUGUUGAGAUUUUCAUAUCCACAUAUGGACCAGGCUUGUUUGAUAGAAAAAUGAAGUAUUUGUUUGAAAAAGAUCGUGGCUCUGAAUAG
This is a messenger RNA of Hevea brasiliensis (rubber tree), 1023 nucleotides long. RefSeq lists its product as uncharacterized. NCBI's taxonomy places the organism in Eukaryota, Viridiplantae, Streptophyta, Magnoliopsida, Malpighiales, Euphorbiaceae. The record is from RefSeq and is a predicted model, not a curated record. The transcript has 2 exons. Bases 1 to 1023 code for a protein of 340 amino acids.